Messenger RNA from Melitaea cinxia (Glanville fritillary), 1600 nucleotides. Its product is annotated as tektin-4. The transcript has a single exon. Gene Ontology annotation, biological process: cilium movement involved in cell motility; cilium assembly. Lineage: Eukaryota; Metazoa; Arthropoda; Insecta; Lepidoptera; Nymphalidae. The record is from RefSeq and is a predicted model, not a curated record. Gene Ontology annotation, cellular component: nucleus; microtubule cytoskeleton. The coding region runs from base 1 to 1500 and encodes 499 amino acids.
AUGACUUCUUUUCCCGAAAAAGAUAAGUGUCCAAAAGUGUGCACUGAUAUCGGUGCUUUUAAAAAAGCAGCCAAAUCUCCAGAGCAAGCUAAAGAAGAAAUAAAAGCUUUAGAGGAAAGUAAAACGAAAGAGCUCGAAACAGCUGACAUCCAUAGCCAUGUAGCCGAAGAACAAGAACCUAGUUCACGUCCUGUUACUACAGAAGAGUAUCUUCCUAAUCUUAAACCUGGUCCUGAUGGCAAAGUUGAUUGGACACCUCUCGGGAAAAUGACUGGAACUAGACCGGCAGUUAAUAAGUACAGCAUUAGUCGAUACUCUCUGAACGAAUGGAGAAAACACAAUGAAAAUGUUCUCGAUCCUGAAAUUAUAACUGAAUCAAAUAUUGUAGAGUACAACGCUAAAACAUCUAUGAUGCAGGCAUUUGGUAACAUCGAUAAACAACAAAAUGAAAACUUCAAGAGAUUACGACAGAAGGCAAAAGAUAUAUUUAGAUGGAAAGUUGAAGUUGAACGAGCUUGCAAAGCGAUUACCGAAGAAGUCGAACUUCUGGAAAUAGAACGACAACGUUUAAAAGGCGCUUCUAGAGUACUUAUGUUACCAGAAUCAAUAUCAAAAGAAUGUUUAGAUCUUCGUUCAAAUAGAUUUCAGCCGGACCUAGUAGCAGACUUGGCAGAGCAAGAACUUAUCAAGGAAAUGAACCUGGUUAGUGAAGUUCGUUCAACAUUAAAGAACACUCUCAAUCAAAUCGAAGAGCAAAUGGCUAUUAACAAGGCAGCAAAACAUAGAAUAGAAUACGAUUGGUGCGAUAAAACUAUGGCUUACAACACGGAGAGUAUUAACUUAAGUCUUAACACUAAAUCUAACACAAUUAUGUUCAAACCAGGAUCGACACGUUUUGGUGAGAAUACAGCACCCUUAGAAUACUGGGAAUAUUUUUGUAGAGAGACAGUACAAAAUUGCGAAGCAGCUCGACAGAAAUCAGCUGACUUGCGGGGAAGCCUCAAUGCUAUUUUAGUGAGUGGAGGUCGAAAGUUACGGAAUCAAGCCGACCGAACCGACAUAGCAUUGGCAGAAACGGUCGCAAUAACUCAAGAGCUCUGCACCAAGUUGGAACAGACACUUCGCGAUACUCUACAGAGAAUAGCAGAUAUGGAAUCCUUGAUAGCCAAUUUACAGGAUUCUAUUAGGAAAAUGGACGCCGCUAUGAAAUUAGCUCAAACUAGACUCGAUAAUAGAAACAAUUGGAGGCCUCAUGGUGAGAGCGUUCGAGACCAACCUCACUUAGGUUUGAUUGAGGAAGUGAAAAAGAUUCAUGAAACUGUAACAUCUUUACUCGGUCAACUAAACAAUGCAGAGAGAGUGAGACAGGAUCUCUUAGAGAAGAGAAUCGUUUUAGAAAGAGAUAUAGCGUCUAAGAGGAAAACUUUAAACAUUGAUCGAGACAGAUGUGGUAUGGUGCGCUCUCAUUAUCCAUCUGCUUCUGAAUUAGCUGGUUACUAAACCAAUUUCAUUUUAACGAUAUUAUUAUCACAAGUACUAUUUGUUCCCAAAUUUGCUUUAAUGAACUUAUAUUAUUAUAAUAAAUUUGUCACACUACAAA